Molecule: messenger RNA, 609 nt
Organism: Saccoglossus kowalevskii
Lineage: Eukaryota; Metazoa; Hemichordata; Enteropneusta; Harrimaniidae
Product: dynein light chain Tctex-type protein 2B-like
Biological process (GO): microtubule-based movement
Cellular component (GO): cytoplasmic dynein complex; cytoplasm
Molecular function (GO): dynein intermediate chain binding
Source: RefSeq, a predicted model, not a curated record
AUGUCAAACGGACAACCAACCCGAAGAAUUUCACAAGUGUCCCGGCGAACGUCAAUGAGCUCUGGCUCGGGGCAAGGCAUGGGACAGAUGCCUGGCUACGGAGCGUCUCCGGCAGCGGCUCACCGAUGGAGAAAACUGUCUCGCACCAUGUCGCUGGCGUUGUCGAUGGGGCGAAGAUUCUCUUACCUGGGGCGGCCAUCUGUCGCUGGGAUGCACUCUGACCACAUGAGAAUGCCCAAAAUGGAGGUGAAGCUGGAAAACACGUACCAGCUGAAACCGGAUGAAGAUAAGAAGUACAGUCCCCACGCGGUUAGGACGGUCAUGCAGAAUAUAUUGGACUCUACGCUUGACGGUGUUCGAUACGACCCAACGUCUUCGGCCAUUGUCGCACAAAACCUGACGGAUGUUAUAAAAACGCGAAUCAAGGAAUUUAACUAUCAUCGGUAUAAAAUCAUCGUCACAGUUUAUAUCGGCUCUCAAAAGGGGCAGAGUCUACAGAUGUCGAGUCGAGCCAUCUGGGACACCGAAAACGAUAAUUUUUCCACUGCAACCUAUACAAAUGAAUCGUUAUUUUGCGUAGCUUUGGCCCACGGAGUGUACUUCGAAUAG